CAUUUGGCGCUCUUUUUAGCUCCAACACGUCUCCGCUCGUCUGUGGCGUCGGGCGCGAAAGUGAGCAAAGACCCCCGUAAUGAAAUUGGUGGGAAGGGGGGCAGGAAAAGGGGCGUCUCUUCGUGCUAAUCAUAUCGAUCUUGCCGCGUGGCAGUGACUUCGAAGCAGGGAAAAAAGAAGGGGGGAAGGAAGAAGGCAGCAACACAAGGCCUAGGCGAUGGCAGCGACCAACGAAGAGCGGGCCGAGCGACUGGCGCGCCGGAGCUCGCGCCAAGCGCAGCCGAUCAGCACGUCGCAGACAAGCACAUCCAACGAAGCAGCGGCUUCAGGGACGAGGAACCGGUGGACUCAAGGGACCUCACCACCACCUUCGGAUGCAACGGUGCUCACCGUACUGCGACAGGGAGACGAACCGAUGCAGCAGACACACUUGGCAAUGAUCCGCUUGGUGCAGCAGCAAAUCGAAACGGUACAGCAGCAAACUGAAACAUUGAGUAGCUUGGUGCAGCAGCAAAACGAAAUAUUGCAGCAGCGAGCCGAAGCGUCAACCCGCUUGGUACAGCAGCAUGUCGAAACAUUGAGCCGAUUAAUGCAGCAUCAAGAAGAACACAGUACAGCGUGCACACAGCUGCGAGCGGAAAACGAGCACCGCUUCAUGUCCAUGCUCUCGGCAAUGUCCAGCAUACUCGAGGCACUGGGGCAGCGAGCGCAGGAAACACACAUGGUCAAUACCGCAAGGACGCCAUCUGAAGGCCACUCGCUCCAGCAGAAUGCGCGCUCCGAGCCACCACCUGUUGAUGAGCCAAUGGCAGCACCAAGCAGAAGCUGGGAUGAGCUCCAGCCGUUGGAGGGCGGCCCUGACAGCUACGAUGCAUUUGUCGACGGUACGGAUGCGCCAGGCCCGCCUCGCACCACGAGCAUACCUCUUGGUGAUGGCAAUCUGCCGGGGAGAGGUGCGGUUCCAUUGAGCGAAGAACAGGCACAAGUCUUCGGCGGGGAUGCACCCAGCAGUGAAGAUCGGCAAGCGUCAGCGUACCCCCAGACAUCGAACGAAAUUUCUGGAGAAGACGGCGGUGACGACGACGACGACGAAAUCUCGGACAACGACGCAGAGUUCACCAGCAGCGCCAAUGAUGACCAGAGCUUUGCCCAUAUGUUGCGUAUUUCCAACGAGGAGAAGACUGCGUUGCGGUUGAUCCGGGAGGAAUCGCGGCCAGACGCGCUUGCGCGCGUGAAAGAAGCUGUCCGUCCACAUGGGCACCGCUUGUACAUCCGUCGCACCAGGGGACGAAACAGCCCGUGCCUCAUGCUCUGCCACCGCGGUGGGGCCCGCGCGGGAAGGACAAGGACUAACAAAGGUUCAUGUCCUUUCUCGAUCACCCUUCAUCGCGCAGACUCUGUCUGGCGGGUGCACAUUGACAAUGCGUACCACGAGUCCAGCUUGUGCGGCCAAGCAGAUGUGCUUCACCCGCGCUUGAGCCUAUCGGAGCGUGACGAGAUCGAGCGGAUGGACGAAGCCGGAGUGAGACCGCAGCGCAUACGAGAGCUCGUCAAUCAAGCUCGUGAACAUCAGGGUAUCCCGCCGAUCCAGAAAGCCAAGACGUUCUCGAACGCUCUCGAACGCUAUCGCCGUCAGAGGCGGCUAGAGAAGAGCCAUGAUAUGGGGACAUUCAGCGGCGGUGCUGCCGCCAACCCGCAGACAUGACGUUGGAAGAAGGCUGGUGUUGCUGCUGCAAAUCCAAGAUGUACAUAAUUUCCUGUCGAUUGCACUCUGUAUCAUAAUUUAAACUUUGAAAGCUCGCCUGCAAGUUCCCGGGCGCUAUGAUUCGGG
Tilletiaria anomala UBC 951 is the source of this 1831-nucleotide messenger RNA. RefSeq lists its product as uncharacterized. The record is from RefSeq and is a predicted model, not a curated record. Bases 218 to 1705 code for a protein of 495 amino acids. The transcript has a single exon. Lineage: Eukaryota; Fungi; Basidiomycota; Exobasidiomycetes; Georgefischeriales; Tilletiariaceae.